Uranotaenia lowii is the source of this 4179-nucleotide messenger RNA. RefSeq names its product disintegrin and metalloproteinase domain-containing protein 12-like. Bases 544 to 3882 code for a protein of 1112 amino acids. The transcript is spliced from 4 exons. Gene Ontology annotation, biological process: membrane protein ectodomain proteolysis. The record is from RefSeq and is a predicted model, not a curated record. Gene Ontology annotation, molecular function: metalloendopeptidase activity. NCBI's taxonomy places the organism in Eukaryota, Metazoa, Arthropoda, Insecta, Diptera, Culicidae.
GCGACUGGAUGAGGACACUACUAGCGACUUUGAGCGGCGGGAGUUUAUAGUAAGCACAUGUAGUGUAGUCGCAAAACAGUGCUUCGUUUGUUGUUUGGACGAAGAAACACGACUUCCGAAAACUGAAAUUCCCCUUCGAGAGUAACUGGUUUUGUUUUGUUAGUCAUCAUCCAUUCACACCUCUGCUCUUGGGGCCUUGGCACAAAAGUUGAUGUUUGGCAGAAAGUGUUGUGAUAAUAGUUUUUUUUUUCGGCCAAUAGUGAAAAGUUUGUGUUAAGCGAUUUUGCAGACCGUUCAGUGAUCUUAGGGUGGAUAAGUGAUUAGUGCUGAGAAGCGGGAUGAGCUACUGGCUAAGAUCUCCAUCUUCAUCAUCAGCAGCGUCAUCAUCACUAUCGGAGUCUGCGGCAAAGAUUCUCAAGUGCCUCGAUCAAGUGGCUGGGGCAGUGUGAUUUUUGUUCUUCCGCGAGAAGUCGUUAAAAGUGAAUCUUGAGGCAAAAGUACGCCCCGCAGUCAUUGUUUGAAAGUAAAAUAAAGAAACGCGCAAUGCAAUCAUCGAUAGACAGCAGUGCCUUUGUUGUUAUCUUUACGGUUGUGAUAGUUCUGCUGACGACCGCAACGACACUUUGUGGCGGUUUGAACGCAGACAGGCCUAUCGAUACGGGCGGCAAAUCCGGAAGCGAUAGCCGAGGUGGUUUCGUGCGUUAUGCCAGGAUUUUCCCAACAUUACACCACCACCACAAUGAGGAUGAGCUAGCCGAUGUUGAGAGCAGCCGGUCAGAAAAUAGUGUGUGCAUGCGAUUCCUGCUGGACGGGGAAAACAUAACGCUGGAUAUGGUGCUCAACGAUGAGCUGGUUCCGAUUGGUCAUUUUAUUUCCGCGCAAGAAGCCGGCAAGGAUGUGCUUCGGGAGCUGCGGAGCGACGAAAUUGAGCGGUGCCAUUAUCAGGGCACCGUUCGAGGUCGACCAGAAUCUACGGUUGCUCUUUCGACCUGCAACGGUAGCAUUCAGGGUGUCAUUUACGACGUCUCUGAAACGUUUCUCAUCGAAAACGAAAUGGACGAUGGAUCUUCCAAUUUCACGAUGCAUUACUUAUAUCGAAGGUUACCGUUGGAAGGAGAGAUUAUCAGGGUCAGAAGAGCGUUGGAGGCAACACCUACGGCUCCUACUGAAGCCUUCCAAUUUGCAUACAAAUCGAACGCCAACUCACUGUUCGUCGAACUGGUGCUAGUUAUCGACAACGGACUUUAUCGAGCCGACGGAAACCUUCAACGGAUCCACAAGUACUGCCUGAAUUUGGUCAACAUAAUGAACACCAUCUAUCGGCCGUUGAAUAUUUUUAUCGCACUAGUCGGAGUUGUUGUUUGGACGGAGCAGAAUCAAAUCGACAUCAGUCUGGAUUCGAAAAAGACGCUGGAUAACUUUUUGGCGUAUCGGAGGACCACGCUGCUAAAAAUGAUCCCUCACGAUAAUGCCCAUCUUCUGACAUCGGUUCACUUCAACGAGAGUGUUGUUGGAAAGGCAGAAAUGGGUUCGAUGUGUACGUAUGCUGGUUCAGGCGGUGUUGAAGUUAUCGACUCAGAAAUCAUUGCGCUGCAGGCCAGUACGGUUGCUCACGAGAUGGGUCAUAAUUUUAAUAUAGAUCACGACGAGCGUGGUUGUUCGUGCCCAGGAGGAAGUUGUGUGAUGGCUUCUAAAACGGUGCGGAGUCAGGCUGCACCGAACCAGUGGAGUUCAUGUAGUCGGCAACAUUUGGAGACAGCUCUGAAGCACGGAGUCGGUGCAUGUUUGAAUAAUAAGCCGGAAAAGCUGCUUGUUAGAAGUACUUGUGGCAAUGGCCUGGUUGAACCGGGAGAAGAGUGUGACUGUGGGUUGACUGAAUCAUGUGAUACAAAAUGUUGUGACGCGAAGACCUGCCGGCUUACGGUCAAUUCGACUUGUGCAGGGGGAGCGUGCUGUGACUUGGAUAGCUGUCAGCUGAAGUCUGCUGGCACACGAUGUCGUGCAUCUGUCGGGGAAUGUGACCUGCCUGAGUUCUGCAGCGGACAAUCAGCGGUUUGUCCGAAAGAUGUUUACUUGCGUGAUACGGAAUCAUGUGCCGAUGGUAAUGCAUAUUGUUAUCAAGGCAGAUGUAGAACCAGAGAUAGUCAAUGUAAACUUUUGUGGGGAUCAACUGGAAAAUCCGUCGAUGAUUAUUGUUACCAGACUAAUCGCAACGGCUCGAUAUUUGGAAAUUGUGGAAACGACUUGCUAACCGGCCAGUACACGAAAUGUAGUCAGGAGGAUAUGAUGUGUGGAUUAUUGCACUGCAGCCAUCGAAAUGAGAAGCUUGAUUAUGGAAUGCAAGCAUACUCAAAGCUUACGACCACUAAGUUCAGUCAUUAUGGUCCUAGGGGAACUGUGAGGGAGACUAUUUGUAACACUGCUAUCGUAGAUUUAGGUUUGGAUGUGAUAAACCCUGGGCUGGUCCCAGAUGGAGCGAAAUGUGGUGAUGGAAAAAUGUGCUACAACCAAAAAUGUAUGUCUUUGAAUACACUGAGAGAAAACGAUGUUGGGGAAGAAUGUGCGAAUGGAUGUAGCGGCCAUGGUGUUUGUAAUAGUGAAGGAAAUUGUCAUUGUGAUAAAGGUUAUGGAGGACCCUACUGCGAGGAGUCCGGAUCUGGUGGAUCAGUUGAUAGUGGACCAAUCCGCGAUGAUUCUGAUGCAACCUCUAUAACUGUUUCCAUUGCAUUUACCUUACUUCUUUUCUCAUUGAUUGCAGCGUGUGCCUUCAUGUACAGAAAUAUGUUUGCAGACCAACUGAGAAAAAUUCUCGCCAAAUUCAGGAUGCGAAAAUAUGGUCACAUGGUACCUCCCGCUUCUCCAUCCAUUAUCCCUCCCAACAAACCACUACGCUUAGAAAUUUCGCAACCAGCUUUAAACACCUCGACUUCAACAACAGUUUUAAAAAAGUCGGAUACAUUACCAUUUAGAGCAGCACCGCCCCCACCUACAAUAUCGAAGGUUGAGCCCGUGCAACAAAAUUUCAUCAAGGUCAAUUUCAACAACGGUAAAAUAACAGUUGAGAACAAAGUUGCCAACUCUCCAUUUCUUCUAAGCUCACCACUUUUAGACACAUGUGAAGCAAUCCAUGAAUUCAAAUCCAAAUGUCCUCCGGUGAUUUUGAACAACCGCUCAAUAAGUGUAAGCUCCGAAGGGCCUCUCCUUGAUCAAGAAAAAGCCCAAGCAUCUAAUGAUCCACAACCCUUGGAACAAACUCUCAACAACACAGACAUAGGAACGCUUAUCAGUCAGGUGAAACUUAAGAAAGUACAAGACUUCCACACCAACCGAUCCAAGAGUGACGAAAAGUCGCAUCGUCAGCUGCCGCAACUCCCUCGGCAAAUCACAAUCGGUGAAUUUCAGAGCGUUGUUGCCGAGAUACAUCCCAAACGAAGUCCCGCCACAGAGCAACCACCUCAGAACCCUUUCUCCCAAGUAACCCUGAAGAAGACGAAACAAAACCGCACCCCCAACCUUAGUCGCGAGAACCUUGAUGAAAUAACGCAGGAUACUCCCGAAGGCCAGAAACAGCGACCGAUAGCUUCGAUCAAACCACAAGUAAAUCAAUCCAAACCCUCCCUACCUCAGAAACCUCAAGCUCAACCCAGAUCAGCACAGGACCAGCAUCCAUCGGUGGCACCGAAACCAAAACCCAGUGGUGGACGCAAACUGCCUAUCACACCCGGUACCAACAACGGGACCAUCAAUCGACCUCCCCUGCAGAGGAAACCUGCCAUUGUUAUUAGUGAUGACAUCGAGUCCGAACCGAGUGGGGUAGCCGCUCUUAAGGCCAAGCUUAACCUCGAUCAGCGACCAACAGCGCUCGGCGGUGUCAAACGGUAAAAUUGUUAGUCGUCAUUGGAAAAAAUCUUUGGAUAUUUGUUAAAUCUCGUACAGCGAGUUGAUUUUAAUCUUUUUUCGAGAACAAAGCCCCCGGAGGGUAAACGUGCUUGUAUUUGAGAUACACCGUUAGCUUAAUAGAUUUUAACAUUGUGAUUUGAAACGAUACCCGAACGCUGUGCUCCGGCAAGUGCAGUACUAAGUAUAGAUUGUAGGUAAUUAUCUCAUAUCACGUUACUAGGACAAAUAUCUCAAUCAAACAGACUGCUUGCAAUUAGUAGGUACUUAAGCUCGAAUACG